Messenger RNA from Camelina sativa (false flax), 1396 nucleotides. Its product is annotated as protein trichome birefringence-like 4. The record is from RefSeq and is a predicted model, not a curated record. Gene Ontology annotation, cellular component: Golgi apparatus. NCBI's taxonomy places the organism in Eukaryota, Viridiplantae, Streptophyta, Magnoliopsida, Brassicales, Brassicaceae. Gene Ontology annotation, molecular function: O-acetyltransferase activity.
UCGACGUUUAACAAUGGCGGAUCCAAAGAAUCUCUUCCUCAUCACGAAACAUCCAUCAACCACACAGAUCUUUCUAACGUCUCUCUUCUUCCUCUCUCUCUUCCUCCUCUCAUCUUCAUCUCUCUCAGAUUUCUCUCCAUCACUCAUCGUCUCAAGCUUCACCUCUCGUCUUCUCACAGCAGCUAACUUCUUCUCUUCCCCUUCUUCUUCCACUUCAACUGCUUCAGACACGACUAUGUUCCUCUCCUCUGUUUCUCACAGAAGAAUCCGAGUUAAUAACGAGUCAAAGAUCGAUCCCGUAACCAAAGAACUCACUUCUUGCGACAUUUUUGAUGGGACUUGGGUCUUUGACGAUUCUGAACCGGUUUAUUCACCUGGUUAUUGUCCUUUCGUUGAAGAUAAGUUUAACUGCUUCAAAAAUGGUCGACCUGAUUUGGGUUUCCUCCGUCAUCGAUGGCAACCUCAUGGAUGCUCGAUCCCAAGAUUCGAUGGGAAGAAGAUGCUGAAGAUUCUGAGAGGGAAAAGAGUUGUUUUCGUUGGUGAUUCAUUGAAUAGAAACAUGUGGGAGUCUCUGGUUUGUUCACUUAGGUCAACAUUAGAAGACAAAAACAGAGUUUCUAGGGUUUCUGGAAAACAGAGUAAUCUACAAAACGAAGGUUUUUACGGUUUCAGGUUCAAAGACUUUGACUGUUCUAUUGACUUCAUCAAGUCACCAUUCCUCGUUCAAGAAUCAGAAGCUUUAGAUGUGUACGGGAAGAGAAGAGAGACGCUGAGACUGGAUAUGAUCCAACGAUCGAUGACGAAGAUAUACAAAAACGCAGACAUUGUUAUAUUUAACACUGGUCACUGGUGGACUCACCAGAAAACAUACGAAGGGAAAGGUUAUUUCCAGGAGGGGAAGCGAGUUUACGAAAGAUUAGAAGUGAAAGAAGCUUACACAAAAGCUCUGCAUACAUGGGCUGAUUGGGUUGAUUCCAAUAUCAACAGUACUAGAACAAGAGUCUUCUUCGUCGGUUACUCCUCUUCACAUUUUAGAAAAGGGGCAUGGAACAGCGGAGGACAAUGCGAUGGAGAAACAAGACCGAUACAGAACGAGACGUACACAGGAGCGUAUCCAUGGAUGAUGAAAGUGGUCGAAUCAGUAAUCUCUGAUAUGAAAACGCCUGUGUUUUACAUGAACAUAACGAAGAUGACUUGGUACAGAACGGACGGUCAUCCGUCGGUUUAUAGACAGCCUGUGGAUGUCCGUGGAAGUUCUCCUGCAGCCAGAAUGUUUCAAGAUUGUAGCCACUGGUGCCUACCUGGAGUUCCUGAUUCAUGGAACCAGCUUCUCUACGCUACUCUGCUAGUUUCAUAUAGUUCCUUGCGUGACAAGUCACUUGGAAAUCUCUUGUAG